GCCGCUAACAGGAUACAGAGGGAGGGAGGGGCAUGUCCACUUUGCAAGAUGCUUAUUUGGAGCACAAUGUUGAGCAAGCAUUUCCAGCGUCAGGUGAAAUCACUGUGUGUGUUCUGCCGUCAUGAGGACAGGGGGUGUGAGUGGCUGGGAGAGCUGGCUGCCUUUCAUACUCACUUCCAAUCUUGUCCCAAGUCAUAUGCUCUACAAACGACUGAGUAUGUAAGUGCAGCAACAGGUACAGAGAGUUCGCUUAAUGCCACAAGCAGACAUACACAACAGGAGGAACAGCCCCAAUCCUACAAGAAGCCAAAUGAAGAGCUAGAAAAGUGGGCCCUACAGCAACUUGAACAAAAGCUAGCAGAUUUAGUACGCACACAAAGAGAAGUUGCAUUGGCUCAGGAGAACCUGGACAAAGUUCAAGAAGGACAGCUACAAACUCCCAGCUAUUUGACACAGGUAACAUAAAACUCUCUACAAUUAAUUUACAUAACCUGACUUAUCUAUUAUACCCUACAGUCACACCAAAUUGUGGCUAUAGUCGGCAGGCCAUAUGGGGUGGCUUUUUUCAACCAAUCAGAGAAGAUGAUUGUCAGUGGGUGGGACGAAAGCACAGUCUUCUGCUUUGAAGACAUAUUUAACCAAACCCCUUUAAUUAAGGAUUUAUUAAAACCUGCAGAUUUAGCGACUGAUAGUGAUGACA
Molecule: messenger RNA, 700 nt
Organism: Geodia barretti
Lineage: Eukaryota; Metazoa; Porifera; Demospongiae; Tetractinellida; Geodiidae
Source: the annotation of a GenBank genome assembly